Prunus mume (Japanese apricot) is the source of this 1294-nucleotide messenger RNA. NCBI's taxonomy places the organism in Eukaryota, Viridiplantae, Streptophyta, Magnoliopsida, Rosales, Rosaceae. The record is from RefSeq and is a predicted model, not a curated record.
CACACGUGACUACAUCAGUGAUUUUCUAAUUACUCCAUCUCGAUCCUCCAUCUCCCUUCCCAUCGCCCAACGCCCCUCCCAAUCACCCAUGUCCGGCGAACGCGAUCCUCCCCCUCCCUUCCUAUCGGACAUAGCCACAACAGCCAACCCUUAUCUCCUCUAGUCCGUGAAAUCUCUCAGCCCAGCUUCUCUCUCUUCUCCACGCAGCCCAGCCCCAGCCCCAGCCCCUUUCCCUCCUCCACUGAAAUCUCUUUUAAUAAGAAAUUACAAGUUGGAAUUUUUUUUGUUUGUUUGAGUUUGAGUUAUCUGGAAAAAGAAGAAGAGGGUGAAAGAUGAAGAGAGAGAACUAGGCAAAAAAAAAAGUGACCAAAUUGACAAACAUCAAACUCAAUAGCAGUUUUCUAUUCAACAACCCGUUGGAAAUUUCAGAGGGGCUUGGCAAUAGGCUAUCAAAUUCGUUUGAUGAGGGGGAGAGAGAGAGAGAGAGAGAGAGCAAGACACCAGAAACUUCUGUAAAAGAAAACGACGCGAUUUUAAUGAGCGUGUUUAUGUUUUUUUUUCUUUAAAGAUACUUUUUUGAAGAUUCACUUUACAAGGUAAUCUAUGAUAUGAGGGCCUCACAAUGAGGCUGCUUAUUGCAGUGCCACUUGAAAGGAAGCUGAAGAAGUUCAACCCAUUGGUGAUUCCUAAGUCAUUGCAGGCUGCUUUGCCAUUGGCAUCAAAGCCUAAGGAUAUACCCGGUAGAGGAAGGCCACUUCCUGAAAAUAGAAGAGCUGUUGUCAUGGAACCUCAUGAACGGAAAGUUCAUGCUCUUGUUCAACAUCUUCGAUUAAUUAGAAAUGAGAAGAUAAAGAAGCGCAAGCUAAAGGAUGAUAAAAAAAGGAAAGAAAUUGAAGUGCAGAAAGCCAAAGAAGAGCAAUUGUCGAAAAACCGCCAGAGAGAAGAACGACGAGAGAGAUAUCGGGAGCAAGACAAACUGAAGAAAAAAAUCAGGAGAAAUGCAGAGGACUGAUGGAUGCACAAACUUUUGCCAACUGUUUCUGUGUCUUGAGUUAACUAGGUCAGUGUGCUGCCGGAAAAGAAAACGCGGUAGAUACUCUAGGAUUUGAUACUCUCACAGAAACAUGACCUCAGGGAUUGCUGAGAUCAAAACGACUUGUGGGAAUUGUCAAUAUGCAAUUUGUAUUCAUAACCUUCAACAUGUAUCAUAUGUUCAUUCUUUGGCAUCCGAGUAUGUGGUUUUUUUAGGUACAUUGGAUUGGAUGAGACCAUGAAAUUAAAAUGUCAUUUUAUA